Stegastes partitus (bicolor damselfish) is the source of this 1985-nucleotide messenger RNA. RefSeq names its product heme-binding protein soul4 (gene soul4). The transcript has 6 exons. Bases 184 to 930 code for a protein of 248 amino acids. The record is from RefSeq and is a predicted model, not a curated record. Lineage: Eukaryota; Metazoa; Chordata; Actinopteri; Pomacentridae. Gene Ontology annotation, molecular function: heme binding.
GAAGAAGAAGCAGCGACCGAACCGCAGAGCUGCUGUUGUUGUUGUUGUCGUCGUUGUCGUCCUCCUCGUUCUCACUGACGGACAGUUUCAGACUCACCUGUCGGACAGGUGCGACCAGAACCCGACGGGGUCAUGUGAUGCUUCCCUUCCUGUCUGCAGAUAGACUCCGCCUCCUGCAGCGUCAUGGCUCUCAUCUCUUUGGAAGACCUCGAGGGAUUGGACGAUGAGCAGCUGGACGAUGACAUCACUGACAACCCUGAACCAAUGGAUGAAGAGGAGAGAGACCGACUGCUGACACACUGGCAGGCUGUCGCCAGUACGCACCAGGUGUCGGUUCCUGCAGAAAUGACUGGACCCAUACAGGAAAUGACACGCAACAGUACGCAGAGGGAGCCCCUCCCCUUCGCCAACAUCUCACGUCACGAGAAGAUGGGGGAGGUUCUGUUCGAGGAGCGGGUCUAUCCGGCUGGUUACUGGGCCUGUGUGACCAGAGGAGAACUCCUGUAUGAACAGAGCAUCUCCAUGGGCUUCAUGAAACUGAUGCGCUUCAUCUGCAAAGAGAACUCUGCAGGUCGGUUUCUGGGAAUGACAGUUCCGGUCAUCAGCAACAUCCACAUGAUGGAGGACGGAAACACGUUUGAGAAGGACGUGGAGACGGCGUUCUACCUUCCUGCUGAGUUCCAGAACAACCCGCCCCAGACCUUCGACUCCGAUAUCACCAUCGUCUACAGGGAGCCAAUCAGAGUCGUCGCCAGGACGUUCUUCGGGACGACCAAUGAGGAGACGGUGAGCCGUCAGAUCCGCCUGCUGUGGGAGAUCCUUGGUCUCCGUGACGAUCUGCGCAGUGACCGCUACGUUGUCGCUGCUUACGAGAACCCCGGCGUGCCGCGACGCCGGAACGAGAUCUGGUUCAUCCGACGCGACCUGUAGACUCCUCCCAUCAUGCUCUGCUGCACCGCCUCCGCCUCUGAUUAGCUUGUUGGUUCUGUCCACUCUCAUGCUUCCCACAGCUUUGACCAAUCGGAUCAGGUUUAUGUUUGUUAGCAAGUGACACUAAACCCCACCCCCUCCCAUUGGCUGAUUAGCUGUGAUGUGUGACAGAGGGACGUCCUGAUUGGUUAGGUUUCAUGAUUAAUCUGAUCAGUCAGUCUGAGCUGUUCCCUGUUUCCACGCUUUAUGCUAAGCUAACAGCUAACUGUACAGUGAUUAACUCUGCACACGUCAUGUUGCUGUGAGGAUGAAAAACUGGCUGUACAGCAGCUCAACAUUUAUUUACCAACGUUUCCUGUUGGAUCUUCAAUGGCAGGAGGCUCAUUUAAGAAACAUACUGAAGGCCCCGCCCAUGUCUAUGGGCCAAUUACUGGAGGCCCCGCCCAUAUACACGACACAUACUGAAGGCCCUGCCCAUUUGUUAUGACACUCGAGGCUCCGCCCAUUUAUCCGUGACAAAUACUGGCGGCUCCGCCUAUUUACACAACAAGCAGCUGAUCCAACAGAAACUCUGUGAAUAAAUGUUGAACUGCUCCUUUAAAUGAGUUUGCUGGUGGUGCAAAACACUUAGUUUUAUUAUCAGCAUGUUUUUGAAUACGAUGGCUGAUCAGAAAGUUCAGAGACUGCGUUUAUACAGAAAUGAAACGCUGAUAUUAGGCCUCCGUCGCUGCUGAAGUGCGUCUGUGCAGAGCUGCUCUGCUCCCUGAGCUCCUGCAACACUUUAACCAAGUCCUGUUCUAACAUGUCGGCUCCGAACAGAAACACCUCUACUGGAAAUUAGUAUUGCAGAAGACGUGACAGGGAGACAGAACUGGAGCCUGUGGGUCCACAGGCAGCACUGAGCAUGUGCACACUUUAUAGACCUACUGCACAUGUGCAGAAGAGAUGGAUGGUCUUUGUUUCAGACUCCACACCUGUCUCGAGCUUUAAGUCUUUGUGAAAUCAUCCUGUCAGAAUUCCCCAACCAAUAGGAAGCCAGCGAUGAGGCUGACCAA